AUGUGGCACGAAGCACGAAAACAAGAUAAAUUGAUCCGGAGUAAGAUGGUGGAUGCCGCCAAACGCUCGGAAAGAAGACGAAAUUACUAUGAGAGUGUUGUAAGUUCUUCAUUAAUUUUUUUUGUCAUCAUUGGACACACCGUUCUGUAUUGUUGACUGAUUGAGUGUUGCCGGGCCAUAAUGUAUAAGUUAAUGACAAUUCAAAAUCUUCAGAGAAAAGAUCCAGAACAAUUCAUGCAGAUCCACGGCCGAAAGUGCAAGAUCCAUGUGGAUCCGAACAUUGCCUCGGCUGCUUCGAACGUUUUGUAAGUCAUUUUUUUCAUUGACUCUUGGUUUCUAGACGAAAAUGGCAAGGAGAUUCGAACAUCUUGAUUGAUCGCUUUGAUGUCCGAGCUCAUCUCGAUUCAAUCGACGAAUCAAAACACAAAAAGACAACGUUAUCACAGGAAGAAGAGGUUGAAGAAAUACAGUGUGACUUUGAGAGGUACAAGAUUGUAAUUCUGAAUGAGUUCGAGGGCAUUGAUCAGACCGAGUCCUUGAAUAACAUUGCCGAAAAGGAGUUCUGGGAUGAUCGAAGGAAGGAUAAUUCCAAAGACAAGAAGAAGUGAGUUUUAUAUUGUAUGUUAUAUUGGUUUAGGAAGAAGAAGAAGGAAUCGGCCGCCAUUUCAUUCUCAUACGGCGAUUCGGCCGUUCUGCCGGGAUCUUCGAACGAACCAGAAGAUGAUGAAGAUUCAGAUGCCGAAGUUGUUGAUGGAAUUGGUAAGUGGCUACUAACUUUUUGUUUAUUGGAUUUUAGAGAAAGAGUUCGAUGUGAACCGAUUGACCGCCGAAAAAGGAGUGGAAUUGAACAAAGUGGGCGCCAGCUUUGGAAGAAUGGGCACGGUGUUCAUGGACCUCCUCCGGAUCGACCAGAAAGAACAAGCUGAAGCCGCCGAAAUAAAGGAAAUUGACAAAGCGAAGCUCUCACUCUCUGUUGGUUACUUGUUCCCAUUUUCGAACUCCCAUCUCCAUAUGAUGUUAUGUUAUCCAUCGAUUUUAGGGAAAGAAUAGUAAAGGAGAACGAGCCCGCCUCAAGAACAGGAGAGCGGCUCUUCUUUCCCAAUUCAACACAAAUGAAGAUGCGGCCAAGACAGUUCUGGGAUUGUUGCAGAAGGAAGUGAAGGCAAGGAGAAGGUCAGUUAUAUUGUGUUUAGUGAUUAUAUCACUUUAGGGAUUCUUCAUCGGAAUCAGAAGAGGAAAGAGGACAUUCGUUGGUGAUUGGGGGAGAUUCGGGUGUCAGGGAGUACGGUAAUAGCCGACUAAACCUCUUAAGACGGGAUAGUGAUGAUGAUGAAGAGAAGAAAAGAUUACGGUAAGAACUACAGAAUAUUACUGAAAUUGGUGUUUAGAGAGUUGAAGAACCGAAGAUCCAGUUCUCCGGACUUUGGAGACUCGGACAUAGAAGUUAAAGUCCCCAAACCCCCGACAAGGGAGUCAAGUAAAGUAAGUGUAAUAUCAGCAAUCAUUAUUGUUUAGGAGUCGGAUAGUGAUAACUGUGAACCCUUGGAAAUAAGAUCAAGUAUGAGUGAGUCAGAACAGGAGCGACGGGAAAUUGAGAACAGAAAGCGAAGAAUCAAGAGAACAAAGAAAAUGGUAAAAGAGCGACAAAAAUAUGAUGACAAAAGUGAGGAUGAAGGCCUAAAGAAGGCGGAAAUGGCUGAAAGAUUGCGCAAAAAGAUGGAGAAGAAGUUGAAUAAAAGAGCGCAACAAUUGAAGACUGAAGAGAGAAACAAAAUUAAGGAAAAAGAAGCUGAGCAGAGGGUGAGUAUAUUAUGAAUUAUUGAGACUUUGAGCUCCAGGAAAGAGAUGAACUUUUGUCCGAAGAUGCCAAAGCCCUCAGGGAAAGAGAACGUGGGAAAAGAAGAGAGUUGGAUGGAUUGAAUGGACGGUCAUCAAGCUCCAGCUCAAGAAGUAGGAGCAGAAGUAGGGAAAGGAAAAGAAGAAGAUCGAGAUCAAGAUCGAUGGAACGAAGAGACAGGGAAAAGAGACGGAGAAGCAGAUCAAGAAGUCGAGAAAGGGAUAGAAGACGUAGAAGAAGUAGAAGUCGGAGUAGAGAGAGACAUCGAAGUUACAGAAGGUGAUUGUCUUCGUAAUUAUGUCGUUUGUAACUUUGAACAAAAAACUUUGUUAUCCAAGCAAUAA
Molecule: messenger RNA, 2181 nt
Organism: Bursaphelenchus xylophilus (pine wood nematode)
Lineage: Eukaryota; Metazoa; Nematoda; Chromadorea; Rhabditida; Aphelenchoididae
Source: the annotation of a GenBank genome assembly